Suillus subaureus is the source of this 1623-nucleotide messenger RNA. RefSeq names its product malate synthase. Gene Ontology annotation, molecular function: malate synthase activity. The record is from RefSeq and is a predicted model, not a curated record. Gene Ontology annotation, cellular component: cytoplasm; peroxisomal matrix. NCBI's taxonomy places the organism in Eukaryota, Fungi, Basidiomycota, Agaricomycetes, Boletales, Suillaceae. Gene Ontology annotation, biological process: glyoxylate cycle. Bases 1 to 1623 code for a protein of 540 amino acids. The transcript is spliced from 6 exons.
AUGGUUGCAGGUGUUCAGAUUCACACAAAGGUCGCUCAGGACGCCCAGUCUGAAAUCCUUACCGAUGGCGCAGUUGCAUUUCUCGCUGCACUUCAUAGAACCUUCGAGUCUACCAGGCAGAGCCUCCUAGCCGCGCGCGAUGAUGCACAGCGCAGGUUUGACUCAGGAGUACCUCUUGACUUUCCUCCUGAAACUGCCCACAUCCGUGCUGAACCUUCGUGGCACUGUGCACCCCCUGGACCUGGUCUCGAAGACAGACGCGUUGAGAUCACUGGUCCUACUGACCGGAAGAUGGUCAUCAAUGCUCUGAACAGUGGUGCAAAAACCUUCAUGGCAGACUUCGAAGACUCUAGUGCUCCCACAUUCGCAAACAUGAUCGUUGGUCAAGUCAAUUUGCGGGAUGCAAUUAACCGACAAAUCGACUUCUCAUCCAGCGGCAAGCAAUAUAAGCUAUCUGAGAACCCAGCUGUGCUUCUUGUCCGACCUAGGGGCUGGCACUUGGACGAGACGCGUGUCACGGUCGACAAUACCCCUAUCUCAGGGUCUCUCUUUGACUUUGGGCUCUACUUCUACACUAAUGCUCAUGAGCUCAUAAAGCGUGGCUCGGGUCCCUACUUCUAUCUUCCCAAAAUGGAGCACUAUCUCGAGGCCCGUCUGUGGAAUGACGUCUUCGUCUUUUCACAAUCCUAUAUUGGAAUUCCUCAUAACACAAUCAGGGCAACCGUCCUCAUCGAGACGCUCCCCGCAGCAUUCCAGAUGGAAGAAAUUCUCUUUGAGCUCAGAAAUCAUUCUUCCGGACUCAAUUGCGGAAGAUGGGACUAUAUAUUUAGUGCAAUCAAAAAGCGCAGGGCUGACAGAAGUGCCGUGUUACCAGACAGGAAGGACGUUACUAUGACCGUGCCCUUCAUGGAUGCAUAUGUGCGUCUUCUGAUUCAAACUUGCCAUAGGAGGAAGGUUGCUGCUAUGGGCGGCAUGUCUGCACAAAUCCCUAUUAAGGAUGACCCUAAAGCCAACGAGGUGGCAAUGGAGAAGGUCCGAGCAGACAAGCUUCGCGAGGUCACGGCUGGCCAUGAUGGAACUUGGAUUGCGCACCCCUUGAUCAACCAGAUCGCUCGUAAGGUAUUUGAUGAAAAUAUGCUUGGUCCUAACCAGUAUCACGUCCGACGGGAGGAUGUGAAAGUCGCUGCCACGGACUUGCUGAGCUCCAAUGUUCCCGGAAAGAUUACCGAGGACGGCAUUCGCUCUAAUGUUUCUGUGGCUCUCGCCUACUGCGGAGCUUGGAUCGGCGGCAAUGGCUGCAUCCCUGUCAGCUACUUGAUGGAGGAUGCUGCUACUGCUGAGAUCGCACGUGUGCAACUCUGGCAGUGGGUGAAGUACAGUUCACGUCUUGACACUGGCGAGCAGAUUACCGCGUUGUAUAUCGACCGCAUCAUCGCAGAGCAAGCACCUGGCGUCCAGAAGAUCGCCCCAAGCGUCAAGGAUGACCACUUGAAAAUUGCUACGAAGUAUCUCAUGGAUCAAGUCAGACAACAAUGGCCAAGCGAGUUUUUGACGAGUGACUUGAUGCCGUACUUGACGAUGGCUGAUGGUGUUGAGGACAAGUGGCAUAGGAGUGUUCUGUAA